UUAAAACCAAAAAGCACUAACAGAGCAGCAGAAUGGAAACAUGAUGAACGAUUCAUCAUUCGUAAUGGCAGUUUUGCAGGUUUUUUGCAUUUGUUCAUUAAAGAAUUGAAUGUGAAUGAUUCUGGAGAAUAUAAAAUUAUGGUUGAAGUUUCUGAAGACCACAGAUUUUUCUCUAAACUGAACCUGAAUAUUGAGGAUGCUGAUUGUUGUGAGAAGAGCAUCAGUCUAUCAGCUGCUGCAGGAGGAUCUGUGAACAUCAGCUGCAAAUACCCACAAUCCCACAGUGCUGAUGUCAAGUUUGUCUGCAGGAGAUCUGGAUCUGAUCUCUGUGCUGAAGAGACGUCUGUGAAGGAGAACAGAACAUGGAGCGCUGAGGGACAGAUCCAGCUGUAUGAUGACAGAGAGCAGCAGCUCCUGACGGGAACCAUCAGUCAUGUGACUCAACAACAUUCAGCUGAAUACUGGUGUGGAGUUCAGUCUGAUCAAGGACACAAGAGCUUCAUCACACGAGUCCUCAUCAGUGUUACUGAUCUUCCAAAAACAACAUCAUCUUUGCUUCCUUCAUCACCAUCAACACCAUCAUUAUUGUCAUCAUCAUCGUCUGUUUCCAACACGCCUACAUCUAACAUGUUAAAAGGUUUACCUCUGAUCAUCUCUCUGGUUCUGGUUCUUCUGGUUCUGAUCAUCAUUGGUGUCUUGUUACUGUUUCUCUAUAAGAAGCAUCAGUCUCAAGGUGGUGGUUUGUCAUCUCAGACUGGAGCAGGAAAACAUGAUCUGGUUUCUCACACUGGUUGUGAUUAUGAGGACAUUAAAGACACUCAGAAACAAUUACCCACAAACCCCUCUGAAUCAUCUAACACUGUUUAUGCCACUGCCCAAUUACCCACAAACCCCUCUGUUUCUCCUAACUGUGUUUACUCUAUGGUUCAUAAAGCCACUGGUGACUCUCAGAUAUUGAUCUCAUCUGCUGAUGAUCAUCUGCUGAAUUACACUGUGGUAAAUUUCCAGAAGAAAGCAGACUGUCCUGACAGUGUCACUUUGAGGAAUAAUCAGGAUUACAGUGAAUAUGCUGCUGUCAAUCAUCACACUGCCUGACGAGCCACAGCAGAGAAACUCAAUGAGCUUUGAGUCUUUGGCAUUAAGUAUUUUUGUUACUUACAGUCAUUCAGUGAUGCUGCUUUUCUGUAUAUUUUAGUUUGGCCAAAGUUUGAUGUAAAUACUGAAUAUUUCAGACACAAAAAUGUGGAAUGAAAUUAGAUUAUGCAGCUGUGCUCAGUUAGUUUGUUUCUUUAACUACAAACUUGUAGCUCUUGUAAAACUUUUAUUAAGGCUUAAUUUUAUGAAGCUGUUAAACUUUAGCAAAUGCAGCCACUAUUAUUAUGUUUCUUAGAACGUAAACAGUCUCAAUUAUCAAGCCGUUUUGACAGAUGGCAUCAUACUGCUCAGGCCCCAUGGCUGCUAACAGCCAGUCCCAUAUUGGCAAAUAUCCGCCCUCGGGAAGUUGUACGCUGUCCAUUUUCUCUGCGCUUGAGCAGCUGUAGCGACAACAAUGUCUGUAAGCAAUGCAGGUGUUUUGUAGUUGGAUGUAAAAUUUAACAUAAGUGUCUUCAUUUUCUCCUGAUAUCAGAGCCACUGAGGCUUUUUUAUGGCAACAUGCCAUCGAAUACACAGAAAACAAAAAACAGGGUGAAGUGAGCAGUAGUUCAUUAUCAUUUAAAGAGACAUGCUGUUUUUGACAAGGUAAAAAUAGUGUU
Molecule: messenger RNA, 1754 nt
Organism: Labeo rohita (rohu)
Lineage: Eukaryota; Metazoa; Chordata; Actinopteri; Cypriniformes; Cyprinidae
Exons: 6
Coding region: 139-1095 (318 amino acids)
Source: RefSeq, a predicted model, not a curated record